Cyclocybe aegerita is the source of this 1155-nucleotide messenger RNA. The record is from the annotation of a GenBank genome assembly. NCBI's taxonomy places the organism in Eukaryota, Fungi, Basidiomycota, Agaricomycetes, Agaricales, Hemipholiotaceae.
AUGGCUCCUCUAAUCUCCAUAAAAUCGGACGAUGACAAACUCGAAAUCGUCAACCAGCUCCUACUGCCGCACAAGACGGAGUUUCUGGAGAUAAACAGCGUCGAGGAGGCCCACGACGCGAUCAAGACCAUGAAGAUUCGCGGCGCGCCAGCCAUCGCGUCUCUCGCUGCCCUCUCUGUCUCUCAGCACCUCACGCGAGCACUCCGUGCCGCCGAACCACCUGCCUUCCUCUCCUCGCCCUCCGCGCUUAAAUCGCACAUCGACACCACCCUCGCGUAUUUAUUUACUGCUCGCCCAACUGCUGUCAACCUCGGUGCAGCCACUCGGCGCUUAACGAAGACGCUCGACGAUGCGAUCGCCGCUGGGAAGGUGCCGCGGGAGAUCGCGCAGGAGCUCGUGGCGGAGGGUAGGGCCGUCGCAGACGAGGAUGUGGGGAGGAACAAACUCAUGGCCAAGUGGGCUGGCGAGUGGCUGCUGCAGCGUGUCGCCGAUCGCGGCCUCGACGCGAGCAAGGGUGUCAACGUCCUCACGGUGUGCAACACCGGCUCUCUUGCGACCUCGGGAUAUGGCACUGCGCUAGGCAUGAUCACCUACCUCCAUGAGACGAGGAAACUGCAAAAGGCGUACUUCACCCAGACUGCGCCGUACCACCAAGGCUCACGAUUGACCGCUCUGGAGCUCCAGACGCUCCAAAUCCCCUCUGUAAUGAUCUGCGACACCAUGGUUGGCUCUCUCUUCCAGCACCACGAAAUACACGCCGUCGCUGUUGGUGCCGACCGAAUCGCAAGGAAUGGAGACACGGCGAACAAGAUCGGGACGUACAACGCAGCUGUUCUCGCAGCGCGGCACAAAAUCCCGUUCAUCGUCGUCGCUCCAAUCAGCACAGUGGACCUCGACGUGCACGACGGCUCCCAAAUCCCGAUCGAGCACAGGCCCGCGCUCGAAGCGUGUCUCGUUCGGGGCAUACGGUACCCCAACGAAGGCGGUGAGACGGAGCAGGUGCAGGUAAUGAUCACCCCUCAAGGCCUGGAGGGCAUAUACAACCCAAGCUUCGACGUCACGCCUGCUGAGCUCAUCAGUGCUAUCGUCACGGAGAAGGGUGUUGCUGUGAAGGAGAAAGGUGCAGAGGGUUUCGACCUGUCGCCUAUCGUAUAA